Molecule: messenger RNA, 458 nt
Organism: Paramecium octaurelia
Lineage: Eukaryota; Ciliophora; Oligohymenophorea; Peniculida; Parameciidae
Source: the annotation of a GenBank genome assembly
AUGUUCUACAAAAUCCCUAUGCACCUUCUCCAACAAUUUUUGCAUUAGAAUUUUGUAACAAAACCAAUUUAAGAUGAGUUUUGCUUAAUCUAAUAAUUNACCUCUAUAAAUAACUUACAAUCGAGCGGCUUUUAAUUCGCUCAUUCUUCUGAGUUAAACGAUCAGCCAUUGAAAAUCCAUGGAGAACCACAAUAUCUUUAUGGAAAUGCUUCUCCUGAGUUUUUUAAUAAUCAAUAAUUAUCUUAAUUAUACUCCAGGUUCAUUUGGAGACUCCAAAAAAUAUCAAGUUAAUAAAAUAUAUAUAUAUUUUAGAGUUAUAUUUUAGAGUUUAGCUCAGAAUCUCAGAUGCAAGUUUAGCUACAGAUUCUAAAAUAUGCAAACUUUCAUCAGAUAAACGUCUUAACUUCUAAUCUAAUUAAUGGAAGUAUUAAUUGUAUAGUCCUUCUAUCGUUGAUUGA